Molecule: messenger RNA, 2313 nt
Organism: Xiphias gladius (swordfish)
Lineage: Eukaryota; Metazoa; Chordata; Actinopteri; Istiophoriformes; Xiphiidae
Product: Na(+)/H(+) exchange regulatory cofactor NHE-RF2
Exons: 6
Coding region: 443-1606 (387 amino acids)
Biological process (GO): protein localization to plasma membrane
Cellular component (GO): apical plasma membrane
Molecular function (GO): signaling receptor binding; protein-membrane adaptor activity
Source: RefSeq, a predicted model, not a curated record
GUGGACGCGUGUUCUCCGGCCGGUUGUCACGGAUAAGGCGCCGAGGGGGGACGUGAUCUCUCCGUCUUGAACGCGUCCUGCCCGGAACUUUCGUGAUGCUCCGCUGGAGGCUCUGAGGUCUGGAUGAGUUUUGGAGUCGCCAGCGGUGCGCUUCGGCUUGGACACGAGAGACAGGGUCUGAUGGACUGUUCGCGUCGUUUUCUGAAACUUUCACUGUGCUGCCUUUUCGGGUGCAUUUUGUACAGUGGGAUUUAUUCUUUCGGAGCUGCUAACUCUGUAUUUCUGCGUUGCUCUAGAAUGGGGGAGAGCGUGCGUAUCGGGUAGAGAUGUUUUCGCUCCGUGGAAGUUUCGCCCUGCGCCCGCUCUCCUAAACUCCCAUCUUUGCGUUUUGCUUAUUCGACUUUCACUGAGCGCUGCGGGAGGCUCAAAACGACGGGAGGGAAUGGCCGGCGAGCGGAAACCGCGGCUUUGCCUCAUGGCCAAAGGGGAGAACGGGUAUGGCUUCCACUUGCACGGCGAGAAAGGGAAGAGCGGACAGUUUAUCCGCAAAGUGGAGCCUGGCUCCCCUGCAGAGGCGUCGGGUCUGCGCGCCGGGGACCGGGUGGUUGCAGUGAAUGGGGUGAACGUGGAGAAAGAGACACACCAUCAGGUGGUACAGCGGAUCAAAGCCGUAGACCAUGAGACCAGGUUGCUGGUGGUGGACCACGAGACGAACGAAAGUCUGCGCAGCCUGCGCCUCACAGCUACAGAGGAGAUGGCCAUUCUCGGGAUGGGGCCUUCCUCCUCAUCCUCUCCCCCGGCGUCCCCCUCCCCUUCCCCUUCCCCGUCCUCAGUCCCGUCCUCCCCCGGCAAGAAGCGGGAGAACGGCUCGGUGUCCAAGCAGCAGGUCACGCUGAGCAGCCAGGUGCAGAAGCCCACCAGGAGGUCACCUUCAAAGGCUGCAAAGAAGGAGGCUCUUGCUCAGUCUGAAGCUCAGACACAGGCACAGUCCCAGUCACGGCCCCAGGUCGAGCUCGUUCCACGUCUGUGUCACCUGGUGCGGUCUGAGAUGGGCUACGGCUUCAACCUCCACAGUGAUCGGUCGCGGCCUGGACAGUAUAUCCGCUCCCUGGACCCAGGAUCACCGGCAGAUCGUGCUGGGCUCCAGCCACAAGACAGACUCAUUGAGGUAAACAGCGUGAACAUUGAGGGCAUGCGGCACGCAGAGGUGGUGGCCUUCAUAAAGAAAGGGGGAGAUGAGACCUGGCUGCUAGUCGUGGAUCCAGACACAGACGAACACUUUAAGAGGAGGGGGGUUAUCCCCACAGUCAGUCAUCUCAAAGACUAUGAUGGUCCGUCCAUAUCCAACGGCUCCCCCAGCCCUCAGAUCAACGGCAGCUCCACCACACAGUCCAUCAGGUCCACACACUCCGACCUCAGCAGCCAGGGCAACAGCACACAGCUAGCAGAUGAUGAGGGCAGCCGGCUGUUGGACCCGUUUGCUGAGAUGGGCCUGAGUCUAAGUGCUACAGCAGCAGAGGAAAAGAUGAAGGUCCAUGCCAAAGAAAAGAAGAAGGCACCACAGAUGGACUGGAUGAAGAAAUAUGAGCUCUUCAGUAAUUUCUAAGACAUUCCCCUCCGAGGACACUUCAAAAACCAAAGGACAGAUCUGUCUGCAGCCUUCUGCGUUGUGGGAGAACGUCCCUCUUGCUACAAAGACCAUGUUUUUUCUUAAAGAAAGAACUAAGAUGUCUCAAUACAAUAGAAGAUCAUUUGUUCCUGGAUUUAAAAGUGACAAAAGGAUAAUGUUGCCCAAUGGAUUUUACUUAUUCAGCCGCUUCAGAGACUCUUUUAUCAGCUACUUUUCCCUCAUCAAAAAAAACGUGCAAAAACUGUAUAUACUUUGCUAAAUUCCCACUCUUAAGAGGGAGGAUCAUCUUUAAAUGCUUCAAAGACAUGUACUUAUAUCAGAUGGGAGCAUUGCAAACAAAGUUUCACAAAUUUUCCUGAAUCCUCAUCACUGUUUUCUCUCCUUUGAUCAUCCCAUCCUCCCUUCUCCCAGAGACUAAUUUCAAACAAAUGGGGGGAACAGUUAUUUUUAUAUUUAAAAUGUAUAAACAACUAUAAAUAGACAGUAUCCCAUCAUCAUGGACUGCAUUUUAAAUAGUUCUAUGGACACUGUGACAUUAAUGAUUGUGGACAUUUGAGUUUUGGCCCAACAGUCAGAGGAAGCCCAAACUUGGCAGAAGAUCACUGUGAACAAAUUUAGACCCCCACCUCCAGCCCGCCAGGACGUUUGAUGAUAACCACUGACAAAAAAAAAAAAAAGGAUGG